Messenger RNA from Pelagomonas calceolata, 1008 nucleotides. Lineage: Eukaryota; Pelagophyceae; Pelagomonadales; Pelagomonadaceae. The record is from the annotation of a GenBank genome assembly.
UGGGUUUCAGCCCGGUGCGCGAGCUCGCACACAGCAGCGGAGCAAGCGAAAAACAUGCCUCGCCGACGCCUCGCACUCGCACUGCUGCUGCAAGCAGCCGCCGCCUUCAGACCACCACCCACCCGCCUCAAACUAGCACUGCCGAGGCGCCAUGCAACAGCCAUCGCGCCACCAAGCGACGCCGACAAGCUCGCACGCGACCGACUGAUAAAAACGUCCGUCGUGCUAUUGGUACCAUCGCUCGCCGUCGGCGCCAUCAGUCUCGUGGCGUUCCCGGCGCUCUGCCGCGGCAUGCGCUCCGCGUUCGGCGUCGCGACGCUCGCCGUGCUGUCGGGCGACCAGGGCCAGUUCAUCCAGAACUUUUUGUCAGUUAUCGGCAUCCUCUUCUCGUUAUUGAUAGGCAACACGUACGCGUUCUGCUACAACCAGCAGGUCAUGGUCUACAUGGCUUUGUUCGAGGAGGUCUCCGUCGCCAAAGCUUUAUUAGAGCAGGCGACGCUGGUCUGCCAGGGGCGGCCGUCCUACGCCGGCGUUUUGGACGACGUGCAGCGCUACGUCGACCGCGACCUGAAGCGCGCUGAUUUAUCCCCAGCUGUCCUGCUGUCGACGCGGCCGCGCGACGACCCGCUCGAGGCGAUCAUGUGGCAGACGUCUGUCGGCACGCCCGGCGCCAUCUACGAUACGGUACGGUGGCUGCGGCGCGCGCGGGGCGAGCGGCUCGGCGCGAUGCAGCGCAAAUUACCACCAUUGCACUUCGCCCUCUUAUUUUUGCUGGGCAUCUUGGAAGUGUGCGCGUUCCCCCUGCUGUCGGCGGGCGCGGCGACGACGGUGGGUGCGGGCGCGCUGCGGGUCGAGGCGGCGAUGUUCGCGCUCAUGACCGCGGCGCUGACGCUGACGCUCGGCGUCGUCGUGCAAUUGUGGAGACCGCGGGGCUCGGCCUAUUCGGUGGACGCGGCGCUGGCGGUCAUGGUCGAGGGUCUGGAAGAUGAGCUCAGCGCCAGACGGGCG